This is a messenger RNA of Hevea brasiliensis (rubber tree), 951 nucleotides long. RefSeq lists its product as uncharacterized. The transcript has 2 exons. Bases 119 to 859 code for a protein of 246 amino acids. The record is from RefSeq and is a predicted model, not a curated record. Lineage: Eukaryota; Viridiplantae; Streptophyta; Magnoliopsida; Malpighiales; Euphorbiaceae. Gene Ontology annotation, molecular function: zinc ion binding; nucleic acid binding.
AGUGGAAGAAGAAGUAGUAAGUCAUAUCCCGACUGGGAGUGAUGUUGGAAAUCAGGGAGAUCCUGUUCCACCAGUGCAAGAGGUGCCUGUACAACCCCAACAGGCCUUGUUUGAGCAGAUGACUGGAUUCUUUCGACAGAUGACUGGGGUUGUUCCACCAUUGUCUCAGCAGAAAUCACCUCUAGGAAAAAUUAGGAAGUAUGGAGCUGUAGAUUUCAAUGGUCGAAAGGAAGACGAUUCUGCAGCGGCUAAGUAUUGGUUAGAAAGGACUGAAAGAGUCCUGCAGCAGCUCCAUUGCACACCAGAACAGAGUUUGGAGUGUGCAGUUUCGUUGUUACAAGAAGCUGCAUAUCGAUGGUGGGAUGUCGUAACCAAGGUAGUGCCACCAACAGACAUAACUUGGAAAUUCUUUCUGAUAGAGUUCAGAAAGAAAUAUAUUAGCUGUGUUCACGAAGAGGAACAGAAGAGGAGUGGUGAUCAGCAAAAGAGGAAAUUUGGACAAUCUAGUAAUAAGAGGCCGAGAGAACAGUCAAGUCAGACAUCUGAUCAAAGUAGGAGAUCUAGACCUAGGCCUAUACCCAGAAGAGAUCAACCAGAAAUACUAGUAGUGAGUGCGCCAGGAUUAGCAAGAAAAUGUGGCCAUUGUAACAAGUGGCAUAAAGGUGAAUGUAGGGGAUUGACUGGAGCCUGUUAUAGAUGUGGGGCCAUAGACCAUCGUCUGAAAGAUUGUCCUAAGAGGAAUAUACCACGGACCCAGACAGAGGCCGUGGAAGGACCAAGUACAACAGUAACACCACUUCCAAAUGUCACCCAAGCCGGAGAGGAGCAAGAAGCCCCAGAUGUGAAUUUGAGGUACUGAAGAUUGGACAGAGGGCCCAGUAGACCACAGAUUCGGUAAGGCAGUUCACAGUUCUGCAUAGUGUCUGUGUCACCUCACUGUCUGCAGUGCAU